Molecule: messenger RNA, 2374 nt
Organism: Panonychus citri (citrus red mite)
Lineage: Eukaryota; Metazoa; Arthropoda; Arachnida; Trombidiformes; Tetranychidae
Gene: Rint1
Product: RAD50-interacting protein 1-like
Exons: 8
Coding region: 198-2309 (703 amino acids)
Biological process (GO): regulation of ER to Golgi vesicle-mediated transport; retrograde vesicle-mediated transport, Golgi to endoplasmic reticulum; endoplasmic reticulum to Golgi vesicle-mediated transport
Cellular component (GO): Dsl1/NZR complex
Source: RefSeq, a predicted model, not a curated record
CAUUUUGUAAGAAGAGCUUUUGAUUUGUUGAUUGUUUUUCUAAUUUACUACAAUUUACUUAUUUCUCUUUUCACUAAUUGACUGUUUCUCUCUCGUAACAAUCAACUAAUCUAUUAAUUAACCUCAUUUGAACGUUUUUCUUUUCAAUUUUAUUCUUCUUUUGUGAUUUGUUGUUAUUUUGUUUUCUCUUCCAUUCAAUGGAUGAUUCAACCUUAAGUGGUAAACAAUUUAUCAUGGAGGAUCAGGCAAUCAAUGAAGAAGAUAUUGAAGCAAUUGUCUCCUCCGCCAAAGGUAAAAUGUUGAUAAUUGACAAAACUGUGGCCGAUCUUAAAAGUCUUGGCAGUGAGUUCGGUAAACGUAAGGCCUUAUUGGAACCACUUUUGGAAGACAUUGAGCCCCAAUUGAAGCGCUUAGACGAGCUGAAGAAAAUGCGUAAUCUGUUGAUUAAACUACAAUUUCUAAAAGGAUUACACAUUAAAUUGGAGAAAUUAGAUAAACUAAAGACAACCAAACAAGCCGAAGUUGAGGCCAGAUUAUUACAAAGUCUAAAUGUUUACGAACAAUUAACCAAAGAGUGGAGAUCAUUGUCUAAGGUUAAAGAUGAUAAUCCAUAUAAAUUAUAUCUAAAAGAGAUGAUCCUUCAUUGGAAUAAACAAAUUCGAGUUAAAAUCGAGCCCAUUUUUCAAGCUAUUCUGAACACCAUCGGUUGGCCCAUAUUGAAGUCUAAUGUAUCCUCUUCCGUGGCCGAUCCCUUGCCCUCCACCGAUGGAUUAUCCCGAUUUAAACAAUACUUCAUCUCUCUUCUUGAAUUAGAUGUGAAACAUUUAUUCAAUGAUAAAGAUUUCACAAUUAAUCUAGAAAAUGAUAAUUUCUUCAACACUAUUCCAAUCUGUUUACCUCUUGAACUUAUGGUGAAACCACUUCGUAAGAGAUUCACUUAUCAUUUCAUGACCAAUGCUCGGACAAAUCAACUGAGUAAACCUGAAUGGUAUUUAACUCAAGUUAUGAACUGGAUUAAGGACCAUGAGGAUUUCCUAAAUGAACACGUUAAUUGCCUUCUCAAGGAUCGAGAUACUGAAUUUGCUUCAUUGAAGAUUCAAUUUACUUGUGCAUUACUUGAAUUAGCUGCUCAAAAAUUAGCUAAAGAUCUUCCUAAAUUGUCUUCCGAUGAUAAAUUGUUCUCUCAUGCUUUCGAUGAAGUUUUAUUAACACAACGAGAAUUGGAAGAUCUUAAUCAAGACUGGUUAGCACUUUUUCGAGAAAAUUGUAAUCUAUUAAGUCUAUUUGCCGUCGAACCUUAUUUCACUCGAUUAAGAAACAUAGAGAGACGUCGAUCAAUGGAAUAUAUCGAAACAAUUAUCUCUUCCGAAACAGCCUGGUCUCCGUUAGUGGCCUCUCUUGACGACGAUGAUGAAGAUGAAGAUGUUCUUAAAGUUCCAGAAAUAGGCGAUAAUUUUAUUCUCAUGUUACAAUCAAUCACUGAUCGUUUCUCUCAUUUAUCAAAGAUUAGUCACCAAUAUGCUUUUAUUGUACUCGAACUUGAAAUGUUAGCCGAUUUUCACCUUCGAUUAUCACAAAUUUACCGUUCAUUGGACAGCGAAGGAUUAAAUCAAUGGCCUUUCACUCAAAGAUUUUUCUCAAUAAUAAAUACUCUUAACUAUGUCCUCCUUUUGCUUGACAAUUGGAAAAAUCUUCCAGUUUUCCAGGAUAUGUCAGAAUUUUCCCUGAAAGAUUCAAUUUUUGACGAUUCUUUGUCUCUCUACAAUCAUAUGGUUAACGAAAUGAAAAAGCGAAUUGUUGACAGUCUGAUGAAAUUGGUGAUGGAAAAAAUUAAAGCCUAUUCUUCAUUAAGAUGGCAUUGUUUUACUCCGCUGGAUGAUGACACACAAUAUAUUUCCUAUCAAUUAUUUUAUCUAAUUUCUAAAUCAUUGGAAUUACUGGCGAGAAAACUUUCCCAGAAUAUAUUGGAAGAGUUAAUUGAAACAAUCGCCAACUCAAUUAAAACAGCCUUGAUGAAGGAAGUGAUUUACAAUAACAGUUUUAAUGGUGAAGGAGCUCAACAAUUACACCGAGAUGUUAAUAUUAACUUAUUUUCAGUGUUCAGAGUUUACACUCCUAAUCCUGAAAGUUUAAUUAUCGAAUUGGUUGAAGCUUGUCAAUUGUUGAAUUUAGCCAAAGGAAAUUCACUUCUCCUCCAGGAUACACUGAGAAAAGGAAAUGUUUCUGAUGAAACUCUGAAAGAUUUUAAUGUUCAUCACCUUUCACCGAGAGUUGCACAUAAAAUUAUAUCUAAACGACUUUAUACAUGAAUUAUUGGUCUCGAAUUAAUUACUUUUACUAAAUUAAAGGAGAAAUUAGAUGGAAAAUAAUCUUA